Molecule: messenger RNA, 2218 nt
Organism: Brienomyrus brachyistius
Lineage: Eukaryota; Metazoa; Chordata; Actinopteri; Osteoglossiformes; Mormyridae
Gene: mapre2
Product: microtubule-associated protein, RP/EB family, member 2
Exons: 7
Coding region: 143-1150 (335 amino acids)
Biological process (GO): regulation of microtubule polymerization or depolymerization; protein localization to microtubule plus-end; spindle assembly
Cellular component (GO): microtubule plus-end; microtubule organizing center; spindle midzone
Molecular function (GO): microtubule plus-end binding
Source: RefSeq, a predicted model, not a curated record
CCGAGCGGCUGUGAGGAGCUGGUGAAGUGGAGAGAGAGAGAGAGCGAACAACAGCAGCAGCAACGGCAGCAGCGGCUGAGGCGCUCAUACGUAGCCUGCUUUGCGCACUCACAGGAUUCUGUCCCGCUUUUGGAGAGCCCCAAUGCCCGGUCCCACCCAAGCAUUGUCCCCAAAUGGAGAGAAUAACAACGACAUCAUCCAAGAUAACGGAACGAACAUCAUUCCGUACAGGAAGAACACCGUGAGAGGCGAGCGCGCCUACAGCUGGGGGAUGGCGGUCAACGUGUAUUCUACCUCAAUAACCCAGGAGACUAUGAGCAGACAUGACAUCACUGCCUGGGUCAACGACAUCCUCUGCUUAAACUACACAAAGGUGGAGCAGCUGUCCUCAGGGGCGGCUUACUGCCAGUUCAUGGAUUUGCUGUUUCCUGGGUGCAUCAGCCUGAAAAAGGUGAAGUUUCAGGCGAAGCUGGAGCACGAAUACAUCCACAAUUUCAAACUGCUGCAGGCCUCCUUCAAGAGGAUGAACGUGGACAAGAUUAUUCCAGUGGAGAAACUGGUCAAAGGCCGGUUUCAGGACAACCUGGACUUUAUCCAGUGGUUCAAGAAAUUUUUCGAUGCCAACUAUGAUGGCAAGGAGUACAACCCAGUGCAAGCGCGGCAGGGGCAGGAUGCCAUCCCUCCACCUGACCCUGGAGAGCAGAUCUUCAACCUGCCCAAGAAGUCGCACCAUGCCGCCAGCUCACCCACUGCAGGUGCCACGCGGGCAGCUGCAGCUCCGAAGCCCUCCACACCGACAUCCCGACCAUCCUCCGCCAAGAAGAUCCCACCGCCAGCAGCAGCAGGGGCGAUGGCAGCCCCGGCCAAGGGCGAGAAAGAGCUGGAGGCUCAGGUGGUGCAGCUUAACGAGGAGGUCAACACGCUGAAGCUCGCCCUGGAAGGCAUGGAGAAGGAGAGAGACUUUUACUUUGGCAAGCUGCGAGAGAUCGAGCUGCUGUGCCAGGAGCAGGGCCAGGAUAGCGCUCAGUUUGUGGACCGGCUAAUGGAGGUCCUCUACUCCACGGAAGAGCAGGAGGGGGCAGCAGAUCCUGGGGAGGAAGCUGCCCAUGCAGCUCAGGAGGAAGAGGAGCCCCAACAGGAGGAGUACUGACUCCUCCACACCCCCCUCCCCCACCGUCCUUUGUUUUUGUGAGGACUGUUUUAAGCUUUUAUUUCACCACCCCUAUGCCCCCCCCCCCCCCCAUGAUCCAUCCCCAGCCGAUUUUUUUUCCUCUGAGGAUUGUACACGUAGAGUGGCUUGUCACGUGUGACCCCCCCCACCCCCCAGUGCAGCGUUUGUGUGCUCUUGUGCCUAUCGUUGGAGUACCCCCUGGUGUCCCCCUAUCAUUGGCCUCCAGGGGACAGAGGACAGUGUGGCUGCGUUCUGACCUGCAGUGCGUCACUCCACCUGUGACCUGUAGGGUUCUCGCGUGUCACAGAGACGUUCCCAGCUCAUCCCCAUCCUCUCGUUUUCACGACGUCUUGCAUAACGGUUCUGUUCAUCAUGUAUGAACGCAAUAAGUGUGGCCCUCGAAGGCCCCCUUCCCACCCCCCUCCCUCAGUGUCAUCAUGUUAGUGUAUCUUGUAGAACAAUGAGAAAUGAAUGAUUUGACUUUUUUACUUUAAGUAUACUGAAUGAGGAAGGCUGUGUGUACACUAGGCAUGCUCAUUUUCAUGUAAAUGGGGGAUUAUUUUGCAGCAGUUGAGGUAACAAUUCAACUUAGCUCGUAAGUUAGGUUUUGUUUUUUUUUUGUGACAGUUAUUACGAAUUCCAAGGAAUUGAAGUAUCAGUGAAGUCAAUGUAUAAGAGUUGCUUAUUUAAUUUUUAACAAGUCCAGGGAACGCUCACUGGGUACUGUAAUAUAAGUACAGUACAGCAGCAUGAUGCUGUUCCUCCGUACAUUUCCUAUAAUUAAACUCCAUUGCUCAUGUACCGCUUUAUUCAUAUAUUACUUGUAAAAUGGAAAGGAAUGUAAACAAAUGUACUGUUUAUAGGUAUAAAUAGCAAAAGAAAAAAAUAUUGGGGAUUUCCUUAGAUGCAAAACAUUUUCCUCGCAAUGUGCCAGUCAUUGCACCUUCCCCGCAAUCUGCUGCAUGUUAGUAUUUUAUUUUUUUGUCUUUGUGAAUAACGACCUGCUUUUAUCUUUUUACAUAUUUAAUAAAAAAACCGUUAAGUGAA